Messenger RNA from Varanus komodoensis (Komodo dragon), 1101 nucleotides. It is a transcript of the gene OPRL1, whose product is annotated as opioid related nociceptin receptor 1. Gene Ontology annotation, molecular function: neuropeptide binding; nociceptin receptor activity. The record is from RefSeq and is a predicted model, not a curated record. Gene Ontology annotation, cellular component: membrane; neuron projection. Gene Ontology annotation, biological process: sensory perception of pain; neuropeptide signaling pathway. NCBI's taxonomy places the organism in Eukaryota, Metazoa, Chordata, Lepidosauria, Squamata, Varanidae. The coding region runs from base 1 to 1101 and encodes 366 amino acids. The transcript has 3 exons.
AUGGAUCCGUUCUUUCACACCCAGGCUGGGGACCUCCUUUACAUGAGGAAGCUGGUCAAUGAUUCAUCCCUGUGGAACCUGAGCUUGGGUGACUGGUUCCACAACAGGACCACGGACAGCUUCCUGCCCGUUGGCAUCAAAGUCACCAUUGUGUUCGUCUACUCCAUCGUCUGCAUCAUCGGGCUGGUGGGCAACUGCUCCGUCAUGUAUGUGAUCAUCAGGUUCACCAAGAUGAAGACUGCCACCAACAUUUACAUCUUUAACCUGGCCCUGGCUGACACCUUGUGCCUGAUCACCUUGCCUUUCCAAGGCACAGACACCUUCUUGGGGUCCUGGCCCUUUGGGAACGCCCUCUGCAAGAUUGCCAUCUCCAUUGACUACUACAACAUGUUCACCAGCACCUUCACCCUGACCAUGAUGAGUGUCGACCGCUACAUUGCCAUCUGCCACCCCAUCAAAGCCCUGGACAUCCGCACCCCCCACAAGGCGAAAGUCAUCAACGUUUGCAUCUGGGCCUUGGCCUCUGUCUUUGGUAUCCCCGCGAUGGUGAUGGGAUCAACCGAGGAUGAGAAUGACGAAAUCGAUUGCCUAAUUAGACUCCCCGAACCUGUGGAUUACUGGGAUCCAAUAUUUGGCAUCUGCAUCUUCCUCUUCUCCUUCAUGAUCCCUGUCAUGGUCAUCACCAUUUGCUACAGCCUCAUGAUCCGGCGGCUGAGGAAUGUCCGCGUUCUCUCUGGAUCCAAGGAGAAGGACCGAAAUCUCCGUCGAAUUGCGCGCCUGGUUCUUGUAGUGGUGGCCGUCUUCAUCAUCUGCUGGACCCCUGUCCACAUCUUCGUCCUGGUCCGGUGCCUCGGGGCGAAGGCUGACAAUGAGAUCAGCCUCGCCAUUCUGUAUUUUUGCACAGCACUGGGUUAUACUAACAGCUGCUUAAACCCCGUCCUCUAUGCUUUCUUGGACGAGAACUUUAAGACCUGUUUCAAGAAAUUCUGCUUCCCUUCUGCCUUUCGCAAAGAGCUGCAGAUGUCCAACCGGAUGUGCAGCAUCGCCAAAGAUGUGGCUUACGCUUGCAAGAAUUCAGACGGGACUAACAACCCGGCAUGA